AUGUCGCGGUUUGAGUUGGAGGAGUUGUCACGUUUCGGGGACUCCGCGGACAACCAGGAGCUGACGGACAUAUUAAGCUCGUCUAAGGAGGAGCACUUCAACAGCCUGUCGGAUGUUCGUGUGAGCCCAGAUGGACGUCACAUCCAUAUCAUCCUCCGCAACCCUCAGGUCGGUCUUAUGACUUAUGACAAAUACGAAAGACCCCUGCCGACUCAGAACCGCAAGAAACUGGAGUUGUUUUCUCCACAAACUGUUCCGGUCGUGGAUAUUUGCUACUUGGAUCAUUCCAACAACCGCAGCCGAGCGGCGGUCGCUGCAGUGAUUUAUGAGAAUGGAAAAGCAGAGUUUUGGUGCUUUCAGGAGAGCAAGGCUGGCUGGCGUCUCCUGCAGACAUCAGAUCUGUGCAACAGCCCCCGGGCCAGAGUUGUGUCUGUCUGUGCUCGCUCCAGUUUUAUCACCUGGUGUGAGGAGAGACCCCCCUCAGAGAGCUCCACGAGGAACAAGUUAAGGUACUGUGUUUGCAGACGUGACUUUGAGGUCGAGGAAGGGGCUGUCAUCUUGGCAGGGGUGAAAAUUAUCCUUCACAACAAUCCUAAAUUCGCUGUGAUCAGCUCGGGUGAGAACGUGCACCUUCUUCCUGACCUGAAAGCGAAGCCGCUGUCGUGCAUCUUUAAAUUCUUCCUCACCUGGUGUCCUCAUCACGACUCCUUCACUGUCAGCGCCGUGGGUAAAAACACCCCCAUCAAAAGGCUUUCAUCCAAAGAGUGUGACUUUAAGAAACUGAUCACUGACUGUUUAGGAUAUUUAUCGGCUCUGGAGCCACCUGAGAUUAUCACUUUCGCGCCUACGGACUGUGGAGGUCUGCUGCUUCUCCUCAGCAAUGGCUGGCUGUGGCUCCUGCAGAAAGACGGUACAAUGAGACAAGUGCACAAACUGCCGGAGAACUGUUUGGUGAAACAUGGCACACAUGCCAACAUAUGCGCGUACAUAAAUGUUGUGGCGCUAAUAAUGGGGCAAAACCUGCAUCUGAUAGAGUUGAGUUGUGGCAGGGAACUGCAAAGGAUUGUGUUGAAGAGAGGGGGUGUUUUAUAUGCAAACCAGACCGAAAGGCAAACUCCACAUCUGCUCUCAGAAACUGGACUUUUUGUGGUAGUGGACACAAAAACAGACUCCGCAGACUGCAGUUUUAAGCUAAAGCCUCCUGGUUUCAGUAUGGUUGAGAGUGUUCAUCCUGGUGCCCUCUUGAUAGAAGCGGUUUUUGAGGAGGCUUGUAAAUACUACCAGCAGAGGAGCCUGAGCAGCACCCAGCUCACCGUGGACACGUUAAAGAAAGGAGGAAGAUUCCAGGCUCCCAUCUCUUUAGCCUCCAUCCUCAGGAGCUUCCUCAGCACGGGUUUGACGAAGAAGGGUGCAGAGCUGCUGCAGAACGGAGAAGGGGAAUUUAUUGCAGGUCAAGACAAGCUCAUGGCCUCUCUGGAGGGCGAGCUCAAGGCCCUCGUUUCUCUGGAGGAGCUGAAGGGGAGUUUAGUGAGGGGAGGCACUAAAGAGGUAGAGGUGGUGUGUGAGACUCUAGUGGAGAAAGAAGUGGUGAGACUGCUGUCAUCUUCUGAGUUGGAUAAAGAGGAGCUGCUGUACCUUAACUCAAUCUUCAGCAUCUUCCCCUGCCAAGCAUGGAGGGCUGUCCAGGCUGCACUUCAGCUGCACUGCAACGGGGAGGGCUCUCUGUCCAGCAGGGCUCCGUCAGACGUGUGGAAAGCUGUCCUCAGUCAUCAGCUGUCCAGCCCUACAGCCUCCCGUUUGCUUCUAAACGGGCAGCCGAAAUUCAACCACAGCCGUAAAGGUGAUCAUACUUCUAAAGGCAAACCCCCCACCUCUCCAGCUGUCCUGCCGGUGUUUGAGCUCCUCUGUCAGUCAGUUCUUCGCUUCCAGCCCACGUGGCUCCCCAGAGUCCUUGAGCUCGCCCAGCAGCAACAAGGCUCCGCGAGUUUGGGUCUGAGCCUCGCUUCUUCCUCCUGGAGUUUUUCCAGUGGGAGAGGAGGGGAGGGCGAGAACAACGUGCCUUUGUAUAAACGAGCGCUGUGCGUCUUGUCCGGCAUAAGCCGGGACGGAGACCAGCACCGGAACUUGGAGGUGGAGCUGCUGCUGGUCGGUGGACGGCCCAACGCCAUCCUGCAGGCUCUGAGGAUCCUGAUGAACGAGCGGCAGUGGGAGCGGGUCACCCAGGUGGCCCAGCAGUUCUGCAAACAGAGCCCGUUGCUCAACAAGGAGAUUUUUACCACGCUGCUCUGCGAGGUGGCUCAGCAUAGAGAUCUGGACCCUUACCUGGACCUGCUGUGGACACUGUGCCCUGAAGACUUCACCGUCACCACAAUCCUUAACUUGGUGCUCAAAAGCCUCCCCUCUCCUAACACUUCAUCCCACCCCGCUUCUUUCUCUAUGUCCCACACAAACUCCUCGUCUCCUCCUUUUGCAGACCCUCACAGCAGCAGCCAGCUGACCAUCGGGCUGUUGAAGCCCCUGCUGAGGAAAGUGCUUCAGAGUGAGACGAAGCCAAGUCAGCGUUACGUUGACAUCCUACAAUCCCCGUCUUACCCCCCUCCAGCUCUUCCUCGCCAGCCCACAGAGCAGGCGAGCGCCGUCACACACCCGAGCAGAGACUCGUCUCUGUGCAGCAGCGUCACGGCGGCUCUUCGUGCAGAAACACCCGAGCAGCGGCCGUCCACCCACGCCACCAUUCAAAGGUCCAGCAUUGCACUUUCUGCUGCCCCGCUUGGAUUUGAUUAAAACUGCACAAACCGAAUGUAGAACUCGCGUUCCACACACGGUCUUUACAAAAUGUGU
Messenger RNA from Nematolebias whitei (Rio pearlfish), 2841 nucleotides. Its product is annotated as Hermansky-Pudlak syndrome 6 protein homolog. Gene Ontology annotation, cellular component: BLOC-2 complex; lysosomal membrane. The record is from RefSeq and is a predicted model, not a curated record. Bases 1 to 2784 code for a protein of 927 amino acids. Lineage: Eukaryota; Metazoa; Chordata; Actinopteri; Cyprinodontiformes; Rivulidae. Gene Ontology annotation, biological process: melanocyte differentiation; organelle organization; protein localization to membrane. The transcript has a single exon.